CAUUCCGCGCGGGCGUUGCUGGCGGGGGGCGGCGCAGCCACUGGACCCGGCCCGGGGCCGCGACCCGGGGUGGCGGGCGGCGUGGGCGGCGCCCGGGGCUGGGAUGCGCCGGGGGCUCAGUGGCGGCGGCGGCGUUGGCGGUGGCGUCGGCGGCUGCAGGGGGACGAGCUAGCGCCGCGGCGCUGGGAGCCAGUUGAGCCCGGCCGGCGAGCGGAGGCGGCAGCGCAGGCAGAGCGGCGGCGGCAGCGGGAGCCCGAGCGCUGCGCGCCUACCAUGGCCGCCCAGGGAGAGGCCAGCUACCUGGCGGCGCAGUCGGACCCCGGCUCCAACAGCGAGCGCAGCACAGACUCCCCAAUGCCCGGCUCCGAGGACGACUUGGUCGCCGGGGCGACUCUGCACAGCCCGGAGUGGAGCGAGGAGCGCUUCCGCGUGGACAGGAAGAAACUUGAGGCCAUGUUACAAGCUGCUGCUGAAGGGAAAGGCAGAAGUGGGGAAGACUUUUUUCAAAAGAUCAUGGAGGAAACAAAUACGCAGAUUGCUUGGCCAUCAAAACUGAAGAUCGGAGCCAAAUCCAAGAAAGAUCCCCAUAUUAAGGUUUCUGGAAAGAAAGAAGAUGUUAAAGAAGCCAAGGAAAUGAUCAUGUCUGUCUUAGACACAAAAAGCAAUCGAGUCACAUUGAAGAUGGAUGUUUCACAUACAGAACAUUCACAUGUAAUCGGCAAAGGUGGCAACAAUAUUAAAAAAGUGAUGGAAGAAACUGGAUGCCAUAUCCACUUUCCGGAUUCCAACAGGAAUAACCAAGCAGAAAAAAGCAACCAGGUAUCUAUAGCGGGACAACCAGCAGGAGUAGAAUCUGCCCGAGUUAGAAUUCGGGAGCUGCUUCCUUUGGUGCUGAUGUUUGAGCUACCAAUUGCUGGAAUUCUUCAACCGGUUCCUGAUCCUAAUUCCCCCUCUAUUCAGCAUAUAUCACAAACGUACAAUAUUUCAGUAUCAUUUAAACAGCGUUCCCGAAUGUAUGGUGCUACUGUCAUAGUACGAGGGUCUCAGAAUAACACUAGUGCUGUGAAGGAAGGAACUGCCAUGCUGUUAGAACAUCUUGCUGGAAGCUUAGCAUCAGCUAUUCCUGUGAGCACACAACUAGACAUUGCAGCUCAACAUCAUCUCUUUAUGAUGGGUCGAAAUGGGAGCAACAUCAAACAUAUCAUGCAGAGAACAGGUGCUCAGAUCCACUUUCCUGAUCCCAGUAAUCCACAAAAGAAAUCCACCGUCUACCUCCAGGGCACCAUUGAGUCUGUCUGUCUUGCAAGGCAAUAUCUCAUGGGUUGUCUUCCUCUUGUGUUGAUGUUUGAUAUGAAGGAAGAAAUUGAAGUAGAUCCACAAUUCAUUGCGCAGUUGAUGGAACAGCUUGAUGUCUUCAUCAGUAUUAAACCAAAGCCCAAACAGCCAAGCAAGUCUGUGAUUGUGAAAAGUGUUGAGCGAAAUGCCUUAAAUAUGUAUGAAGCAAGGAAAUGUCUCCUCGGACUUGAAAGCAGUGGGGUUACCAUAGCAACCAGUCCAUCCCCAGCAUCCUGCCCUGCCGGCCUGGCAUGUCCCAGCCUGGAUAUCUUAGCUUCAGCAGGCCUUGGACUCACUGGACUAGGUCUUUUGGGACCCACCACCUUAUCUCUGAACACUUCAACAACCCCAAAUUCACUCUUGAAUGCUCUUAAUAGUUCAGUCAGUCCUUUGCAAAGUCCAAGUUCUGGUACACCCAGCCCCACAUUAUGGGCACCCCCACUUGCUAAUACUUCAAGUGCCACAGGUUUCUCUGCUAUACCACACCUUAUGAUUCCAUCUACUGCCCAAGCCACAUUAACUAAUAUUUUGUUGUCUGGAGUGCCCACCUAUGGGCACACGGCUCCAUCUCCCCCUCCUGGCUUGACUCCUGUUGAUGUCCAUAUCAACAGUAUGCAGACCGAAGGCAAAAAAAUCUCUACUGCUUUAAAUGGACAUGCACAGUCUCCAAAUAUAAAAUACGGUGCAAUAUCCACUUCAUCACUUGGAGAAAAAGUGCUGAGUGCAAAUCACGGGGAUCCAUCCAUCCAGACAAGUGGGUCUGAGCAGACAUCUCCCAAAUCAAGCCCCACUGAAGGUUGUAAUGAUGCUUUUGUUGAAGUAGGCAUGCCUCGAAGUCCUUCCCAUUCUGGGAAUGCUGGUGACUUGAAACAGAUGAUGUGUCCUUCCAAGGUUUCCUGUGCCAAAAGGCAGACAGUGGAACUAUUGCAAGGCACGAAAAACUCACACUUACACAGCACUGACAGGUUGCUCUCAGACCCUGAACUGAGUGCUACCGAAAGCCCUUUGGCUGACAAGAAGGCUCCAGGGAGUGAGCGCGCUGCAGAGAGGGCAGCAGCUGCCCAGCAAAACUCCGAAAGGGCCCACCUUGCUCCACGGUCAUCAUAUGUCAACAUGCAGGCAUUUGACUAUGAACAGAAGAAGCUAUUAGCCACCAAAGCUAUGUUAAAGAAACCAGUGGUGACGGAGGUCAGAACGCCCACAAAUACCUGGAGUGGCCUGGGUUUUUCUAAAUCCAUGCCAGCUGAAACUAUCAAGGAGUUGAGAAGGGCCAAUCAUGUGUCCUAUAAGCCCACAAUGACAACCACUUAUGAGGGCUCAUCGAUGUCCCUUUCACGGUCCAACAGUCGCGAGCACUUGGGAAGUGGAAGCGAAUCUGAUAACUGGAGAGACCGAAAUGGAAUCGGACGUGGAAGUCAUAGUGAAUUUGCAGCUUCUAUUGGCAGCCCUAAGCGUAAACAAAACAAGUCAACGGAACACUAUCUCAGCAGUAGCAAUUACAUGGACUGCAUUUCCUCGCUGACAGGAAGCAAUGGCUGUAACCUAAAUAGCUCUUUCAAAGGCUCUGACCUCCCUGAGCUCUUCAGCAAACUGGGCCUGGGCAAAUACACAGAUGUCUUCCAGCAACAAGAGAUCGAUCUUCAGACAUUCCUCACUCUCACAGAUCAGGAUCUGAAGGAGCUGGGAAUAACUACUUUUGGUGCCAGGAGGAAAAUGCUGCUUGCAAUUUCAGUUUGUGACUCUGUUCAGAUCCGCAACAAGAUCCUGAGAGCUGCCAGGAUUGUGUGAACCUUGGAAUUUCAAAGAAAAAGGUUGGUAUUUUCCCAAACCAUCCCGUAGGCUUACUGAAAAAUAUUAGAGGAGUUUGCCGUAUCAUUUAAACAACAACAACAACAACAGCAAUUCUAAAGUCUCUUCAGUAGGACUUGACCUUGAAAACCUCUCUGGAAGAUUUAUCUCUGUGCAUCACAUUUAAAAACAUAUAUAUGUACUCUCUUAGAAACUGUAUCGGUUAGGGUUGGAUUCCCUUGUGAUCAUUUUACUGUUUCAAAGAUCUAGCUGAUGUGUCUUUUCAGAAUAAAGUUUUUAAUAUUUAUUUUGAAAAACUUUGUCUUCGUGGCCCAGUUGUUGUCAUGUGCUCAGUUAUAUGUGUUAUAUAUGCUAAAGGAGAAUGUUGUUUGGCCUCAUUCCUUUUUUUUCUUUGCUGUAAAGUGGGAAUGUCCUCCUGAAUUGUACGUUAUUCCCCCGUGAGAAAAUGGAGGCUGAAGAUAGUCCCUAGCUUGAAGAUGAUAAAACUUUUCCAGGCUGUGUACUUAAGGGGAUUCAUUUAUUCUUAACGCUUCCAUAAGUUUGCCUUUAAAUAUAUUCAAUUCUGUCUUGAUUUCUGGAUUUUGAAGUGCUGUGUUUGUUUUUGUUUUUAACAAGGUACAUGUAUUCAGCUUUUAAUAACUGUGUUUCUGGAGGAACUUGAAACAACAGCCAUCUGUAUGCAUGCCUGCAUGUGUCUUUUGCUUGUAAAGAUACCUUCCUUGCUUCUUCAGAGUGAAGCUGGGUUUUUCUAUUUAAAAAUUAAAUUCGGCAUGUUAAAAUAGCAAAUAAAGCUCUGUUAUCUGGCAUACUUGGAACUAUCGAUUUCUCAGAUUUGUAUUCCUGAUGCCUUGGUUGGUCUUCUCUGUCCAGUGGGUUACUGAAGGCCAGUGCUCAGGGCAUUGACCUUUCCAUCAGGCAUGUGAGGUUUCACCUCUGUCACUUAGUACCUGUGUGGGCAAGUGACUUAGUCUAUUUUUUAAAUCAGUUUUUUCACCUAUAAAAUGGAGAAUGGUAAUAUUAUCUAUCCCUUAAAGAAGACUUGAAUAGGGCAAAAUAAAUGUAAGGUGCUUGUCAUACAAUAAGGCUAAUGAAUCAUUAUUAUUUUUCUUCUCUCCUAAGACCUAUAUAUGAACAAAAGAGAGAUGUCUCCAGUGUUGCUUUGACCGUAUAGGGGCAGGCGUUUACAUUUUGGAAGGCGCAGUGGGGUAAAAUGUUAAGCGUAUUGGUCACCUUCCAGAACUUGGCCAUAGGAGUGUGUCUGGUCACAUGGUCAUCCUUAAUACCAUGCAGUCUGUUACAACCUGAGUCUGUGUCAUCAGCAUUACUGUAGAUGGCCAUAUCUUACAUUGUAACUUCACAAUUCAAAAGGGGAUUGAUUGUGUGUGUGUGGUUUGAAAAGUAGGGAGGACCAUGCAAAUAUAAGGUAAAUCACCUGCUCUAGCCCCUCAAAGAAACAACUUUAAGCCAAUCAAUUACAUAAUCCCUCUAAUCUAUUUUAAACUGAAUAAAUUUGAGGGUAUUUGCAUUUGUUUGGUAUCAAAACCCUAAUUUCCUUAGUCUGAUGAUUCUGUGUACUUGCAUGAGUUUGUCAGAAUGAGUUACAUCAGUGAUUUUGAGGUGGGGGCGGAGGUUGAUGCAUACUCAUAAAACAACGUAAUCUGUUUCAAUUAACUUUUUACCUUUCCGGUUAAUAAUUUUUAGUUGGCACAAGACAAACUAAACAGUGUUUUCAGAGUACUCUGAUUUCUUUACCAUUCAAAUAGGACACCUCAGGUUUUCCCUGAAAUUUUAGAUUCAAGUAUUUGUUGUUUGUGAGUAUUAAUUUUCUAAGCUGAUAUGAUUUUUUUACUAGGUUAAUUUUUUAUUCAAAGAAACCUACUCAUAUGCCUCUUUCUAAAACUAUUUCUGACUCAAGAAGUAUAGGCUUCAUGAGUUGGCAGAGCCAUGGGGGCUGUGGCUUAAUACAGUUGACCCUUGAACAACAUGGAUUUGAACUGCACAGGUUCACUUAUACACAGAGGUUUUUCAAUAAAUAUAUUGGAAAUAUUUUUGUAGAUUUGUGACAACUUGAAAAAACUUCCAAACUGCAUAGCCUGGGAAUAUUGAAAAAAUUUAAGAAAAAGUUAGGUAUGUCAAGAAUGCAUAUGUAUGAAAUAUAUACAGAUACUAGUCUAUUUUAUCAUUUACUGCCAUACAAUAUACACAUCUAUUAUAACAUGUUAAAGUUUAUCAAAACCUCACAGCCCAUAUAUGGCACCACUGGCAGCAGAGAGAAAUGUAAACAAACAUAAAGACAUUUUAAAUCAUAACUGCAUAAAAUUAACUGUGUUAUAUACAGUACUGCUGUAAUAAUUUCAUAGCCACCUUCUGUUGCUAUUGCAGUGAGCUCGAUGUUACAAGUAUCCGCUUAAAGCACUAUAUAACACUAAUCUCCACCUGAGCAAUUAAUCUCUCCAGUAAGUUGCAUAUAACAGUUACAAGUGAUCUCUCACAGUUCUUGAGUAUUUUUCAUUGUGUUUAAUACAAUACCAUAGACCUUGAAUAACACCAUAGGACCCACAUAAAGUGCCACUAAUGCUCUCAAAAGCAAAGUCAUGACAUCAUGAGAAAAA
Molecule: messenger RNA, 5756 nt
Organism: Pongo pygmaeus (Bornean orangutan)
Lineage: Eukaryota; Metazoa; Chordata; Mammalia; Primates; Hominidae
Gene: BICC1
Product: BicC family RNA binding protein 1
Exons: 21
Coding region: 274-3123 (949 amino acids)
Cellular component (GO): cytoplasm
Molecular function (GO): RNA binding; protein binding
Source: RefSeq, a predicted model, not a curated record